GGCGGGUCCUAGCCCAGCCCCAGUCUGGCCCCAGACAGCCCCAGCAAAGCCGCCCUCAGCCAGCCCAGAAGCACUGGGCCUUGCCGCAGCAACACCCACUGAGCACGCUGGGAGCUGAGUAUGGCAGUCCUGGUCCCGCUGGAGCUGGGGCUACUGCUGGCUGUGCUGGUGGUGACAGCGACGGCGUCCCCGUCUGCUGGUCUGCUGAGCCUGCUCGCCUCUGGCCAGGGCGCUCUGGAUCAAGAGGCACUGGGCGGCCUGUUAAAUACGCUGGCGGACCGUGUGCACUGCACCAACGGGCCGUGUGGAAAGUGCCUGUCUGUGGAGGAUGCCCUGGGCCUGGGCGAGCCCCCGGGUCCAGUCCUGGAGACUGGGUAUAUCGCCCGCCUCAGUGCGGCUGCCGCCCUGUACCUCAGCAACCCCGAGGGCACAUGUGAGGACGCUCAGGCUGGCGGCUGGGCCUCUCAUGCGGAUGACCUCCUGACCCAGCUCGAAAGCCCUGAGGACCUGAUCCUGGGCCUGAGUAGACUGCUGCAGAGGAUUCAGGCCCGGGCUGCUGGCCAGGCCCCCAAGACGGCCUGCGUAGAUAUCCCGCAGCUGCUGGAGGAGGCCGUGGAGGCGGGGGCUCCAGGCAGUGCUGGGGGCGUCCUGGCUGCCCUGCUGGACCAUGUCAGGAGUGGGUCUUGCUUCCUCGCCUUGCCCAGCCCUCAGUACUUUGUGGACUUUGUGUUCCAGCAACACGGCAGUGAGGCCCCUAUCACGCUGGUCGAGCUGUCGGCCUUGAUGCAGCGCCUGGGGGUGGGCUCCACCAUGGAGGCCCAUGGCGACCACAGUCACCAGCACAGGAGGGCCAGCGGCCAGGACCCUGUGCCCCUCUCUACGUCCAACAGCAGCUCCAGUGUGUGGGACACGGUGUGCCUGAGCGCCAGGGACGUGAUGGCUGUGUAUGGACUGUCAGAGGAGGCAGGGGUGACCCCGGAGGGCUGGACCCAACUGAGCCCUGCCCUGCUCCAACAGCAGCUGAGUGGGGCCUGCACCUCCCAGCACGGGCCCCCCCUCCAGGACCAGCUCAGCCAGGCAGAGAGUUAUCUGUACGGCUCUCUGGCCACGCUGCUCAUCUGCCUCUGCGCCGUUUUUGGUCUCCUGCUGCUGACCUGCACUGGCUGCAGGGGGGUCACGCACUAUGUCCUGCAGACCUUCCUGAGCCUGGCGGUGGGUGCACUCACUGGGGACGCUCUCCUGCAUCUGAUGCCCAAGGUGCUGGGGUUGCACACACACAGUGAAGAGGGCCUCAGCCCACAGCCCACCUGGCGCCUUCUGGCGGUGCUGGCCGGGCUCUACGCCUUCUUCCUGUUUGAGAACCUCUUCAACCUCCUGCUGCCCAGGGACCCAGAGGACAUGGAGGACAGGCCCUGCAGCCACAGUAGCCACAACCACGGUGGCCACAGCCACGGCGUUUCCCUGCAGCUGGCACCCAGGGAGCUCCGGCAGCCCAAGCCACCUCACGAGGGCUCUCGCGCAGACCUGGUGGCGGAGGAGAACCCGGAGCUGCUGAACACGGAUCCCAGGAGACUGAGCCCAGAGUUGAGGCUGCUGCCCUAUGUGAUCACGCUGGGCGACGCCGUGCAUAACUUCGCCGACGGGCUGGCCGUGGGCGCCGCCUUCGCGUCCUCCUGGAAGACCGGGCUGGCCACCUCGCUGGCCGUGUUCUGCCACGAGUUGCCACACGAGCUGGGGGACUUCGCGGCCUUGCUGCACGCGGGGCUGUCCGUGCGCCAAGCCCUGCUGCUGAACCUGGCCUCCGCGCUCACGGCCUUCGCCGGUCUCUACGUGGCACUCGCCGUCGGAGUCGGCGAGGAGAGUGAGGCUUGGAUCCUGGCGGUGGCCACCGGCCUGUUCCUCUACGUGGCGCUCUGCGACAUGCUCCCGGCCAUGUUGAAAGUGCGGGACCCUCGGCCCUGGCUCCUCUUCCUGCUACACAACGUGGGCCUGCUGGGCGGCUGGACCGUCCUGCUGUUGCUGUCUCUGUACGAAGAUGACAUCACUCUCUGAUACCCUGCCCUAGUCCCUAGCCUUUGACUCAAGACCCCACACCCCACAAACCUACAGCCCAGAAGCCAGGGCCCCUAUAGAGGCCCCAGUCCCAACUUCAAUAAAGACACUCUCGUUCUCGGA
Molecule: messenger RNA, 2175 nt
Organism: Cebus imitator (Panamanian white-faced capuchin)
Lineage: Eukaryota; Metazoa; Chordata; Mammalia; Primates; Cebidae
Gene: SLC39A4
Product: solute carrier family 39 member 4
Exons: 12
Coding region: 121-2052 (643 amino acids)
Biological process (GO): intracellular zinc ion homeostasis; zinc ion import across plasma membrane
Cellular component (GO): membrane
Molecular function (GO): zinc ion transmembrane transporter activity
Source: RefSeq, a predicted model, not a curated record